AUGUCCGGACCAGGUGUCGGCCACGAAUUCCCUGCCCAGGAAGUCUCCUGGCUCAAACGCGAUGUCCUACUCUUCGCCAACAGCAUCGGCAUCACCGCCGAGGAGCUGCAUUUUCUCUACGAACUUCACCCGAACUUCGCCGUUUUCCCAACCUACCCUAUCAUCCUACCCUUCAAAUUAACAGACCAGGAAGUCACCGACUUCUAUGCGCGCCAAAAAUCCCACCCCGUGCCGGGGAUCCCCGCCUUCGACCCCAAACGCGCCGUCGACGGCCAGCGCAAAAUCACCGUCUUGAAGCCCCUCCCUGCGACGAGCGCUGGCCGACGCUUCGAGCUGCGGAGUAAGGUCCUCGGGGUUUAUGACAAGGGGAAGGCGGGAAGUGUCAUGGAGAGUGAACAGACGAUUGUGGAUGCUGGAUCUGGGGAGGUUUUUUCGAAGGUUGUGAGUAGUGGGUUUUUUGUGGGUCAGGGGAAUUGGGGAGGUCCGAAGGGACCCAGCACGCCUAGCUAUCCACCCCCCGAGGGCAAAAAACCCGAUGCCGUGCAUACGAUCCAGACGACGGCAGAGACGGCGCAGUUGUAUCGCCUAAACGGCGACUACAACCCCCUCCACGCAACCCCCGAACCCGGUCAGAAAAUGGGUUUCGGCGGCGUGAUCAUCCACGGGCUAUUCAGCUGGAACGCGACGGCGCAUGCCGUGCUCAAGGCCUUUGGAGAUAGUGAUCCGAAUAAUUUCAAGGAGUUUCAGGCGAGAUUCGCUUCCCCGGUCAAGCCUGGGGAUCGGCUUGUUACGGAGAUGUGGCGCACGGGUGAGGCGCAGGAUGGGUUUGAGGAGGUGAGGUUUGUGACGAAGAAUGGGAGUGGGAAGGCGGUGUUGACUAAUGGGAGGGCGUUGGUUAGGGUUGUUUCUGGUGGGGAGGGGAAGGCGAGGUUGUAG
Messenger RNA from Aspergillus affinis, 936 nucleotides. RefSeq names its product putative peroxisomal dehydratase. The coding region runs from base 1 to 936 and encodes 311 amino acids. NCBI's taxonomy places the organism in Eukaryota, Fungi, Ascomycota, Eurotiomycetes, Eurotiales, Aspergillaceae. Gene Ontology annotation, cellular component: peroxisome. The record is from RefSeq and is a predicted model, not a curated record. The transcript has 4 exons.